Messenger RNA from Phyllostomus hastatus (greater spear-nosed bat), 4936 nucleotides. RefSeq names its product neuroligin 2 (gene NLGN2). Gene Ontology annotation, cellular component: postsynaptic specialization membrane; synapse; cell surface. The record is from RefSeq and is a predicted model, not a curated record. Gene Ontology annotation, molecular function: signaling receptor activity; neurexin family protein binding. Lineage: Eukaryota; Metazoa; Chordata; Mammalia; Chiroptera; Phyllostomidae. Gene Ontology annotation, biological process: synaptic vesicle endocytosis; presynaptic membrane assembly; postsynaptic membrane assembly. The transcript has 9 exons. Bases 686 to 2842 code for a protein of 718 amino acids.
AGUUCACCCCACCACCACCACCAGUACCACUAACCGCGAAGCCCCGAGGGUGGGAUAUCUGGGGAGAUGUCUACUUCCUGCACGGGACCGCUUCGUUCUUAUGUCGGAGCAGUGCCGACCCCUGUCCCGGGGCUCCAGACUCUACUCCCGCCUUUCUCUGACUCCCAGGACCUCCCACCCCCGCCCGCCCUCGGGAUCGACUAGAUCCCUCCCUCUCCCCGAGGAUUCCGGCUGGAUCCCUGCCCCUGCACCGCGGAUCCUGCGCUCCCGGGCUCCGGGCCCCUGGGGAUUGCCGUGGACUCCUCUCCCCGCACCCGAUCCCUUAGGAUCCUCCGCCUGGACCGCCUUCUGGUCCCUCGAAGCCGGCCCACGGAGCCAGUGGAUCCUCAAUCCAGUCUCGUCCCGUUGCCCCCACCUCACUCCUCUAUCCCCACUGCGGGGCUCCCUGUUCUCGGCUUCCUCCUGACCCCAUCGCCUACCUCUCCCCGGGUAUCGACUGGAUCCCGGCCCCGCCCCCUGGGGCUGGGGCGAUCCCCCUCCCCCGCUGGGUGAGGCGCUGCGGGCGGGGGCUGGGCCUGCGGGACCGCGGGGGCUCAGAGGCCGCCGCCCCCUACUCGGAGCCCUGGAUGGAGGCACCACGGCCCCAGGGCUGAGCCAGAACCUGCACGGGGCGCUGCCAGCCAUCAUGCUGCCUGUGUGGUUCACCGACAACUUGGAGGCAGCCGCCACCUACGUGCAGAACCAGAGCGAGGACUGCCUGUACCUCAACCUCUACGUGCCCACUGAGGACGGUCCGCUCACAAAAAAACGUGACGAGGCGACGCUCAAUCCGCCAGACACAGAUAUCCGAGACUCUGGGAAGAAGCCCGUGAUGCUGUUUCUGCACAGCGGCUCCUACAUGGAGGGCACCGGGAACAUGUUCGAUGGCUCUGUCCUGGCCGCCUAUGGCAACGUCAUUGUAGCCACGCUCAACUACCGGCUUGGGGUGCUUGGAUUUCUCAGCACCGGGGACCAGGCUGCAAAAGGCAACUAUGGACUCCUGGACCAGAUCCAGGCCCUACGCUGGCUCAGUGAAAACAUUGCCCACUUUGGGGGUGACCCUGAGCGCAUCACCAUCUUUGGGUCUGGGGCAGGCGCAUCCUGUGUCAACCUUCUGAUCCUUUCUCACCAUUCGGAAGGGCUGUUCCAGAAAGCCAUUGCCCAGAGUGGUACUGCUAUUUCCAGCUGGUCUGUCAAUUAUCAGCCGCUCAAAUACACGCGACUACUGGCAGCAAAGGUGGGCUGUGACCGGGAGGACAGUGCUGAAGCUGUGGAGUGUCUGCGUCGGAAGCCGUCCCGGGAGCUGGUGGACCAGGACGUGCAGCCUGCCCGUUACCACAUCGCCUUUGGGCCCGUGGUGGAUGGUGAUGUUGUCCCUGAUGACCCUGAGAUCCUCAUGCAGCAAGGAGAAUUCCUAAAUUAUGACAUGCUCAUUGGCGUCAACCAAGGGGAAGGCCUCAAGUUCGUGGAGGACUCAGCAGAGAGUGAGGAUGGAGUAUCCGCCAGCGCCUUUGACUUCACAGUCUCCAACUUUGUGGACAACCUAUAUGGCUACCCAGAGGGCAAGGAUGUGCUGCGGGAGACCAUCAAGUUUAUGUACACAGACUGGGCCGACCGGGACAACGGUGAGAUGCGGCGCAAGACCCUGUUGGCGCUCUUUACUGACCACCAGUGGGUGGCACCAGCCGUGGCCACCGCCAAGCUGCAUGCUGACUACCAGUCCCCUGUCUACUUUUACACCUUCUACCACCACUGCCAGGCUGAGGGCCGGCCCGAGUGGGCAGAUGCAGCGCACGGGGAUGAGCUGCCCUACGUCUUUGGUGUGCCCAUGGUGGGUGCCACAGACCUCUUCCCCUGCAAUUUCUCUAAGAAUGAUGUCAUGCUCAGCGCCGUGGUCAUGACCUACUGGACCAACUUCGCCAAGACUGGUGACCCCAACCAGCCAGUGCCGCAGGACACCAAGUUCAUCCACACCAAGCCCAACCGCUUCGAGGAGGUGGUAUGGAGCAAGUUCAACAGCAAGGAGAAGCAGUACCUGCACAUUGGCUUGAAGCCGCGCGUGCGUGACAACUACCGUGCCAACAAGGUGGCCUUCUGGCUGGAGCUUGUGCCCCACCUGCACAACCUGCACACAGAGAUCUUUACCACCACCACGCGCUUGCCUCCCUAUGCCACGCGCUGGCCACCUCGCCCGCCCCCCGGAGCCCCAGGCACACGCAGGCCCCCACCACCUGCCACUCUGCCACCGGAGCCUGAGCCUGAGCCAGGCCCCAGGGCCUAUGAUCGCUUCCCCGGGGAUUCCCGGGACUACUCCACAGAGCUGAGCGUCACUGUGGCUGUGGGCGCCUCCCUCCUCUUCCUCAACAUCCUUGCCUUUGCCGCCCUCUACUACAAGCGGGACCGGCGGCAGGAGCUGCGGUGCAGGAGGCUCAGUCCCCCAGGCGGAUCAGGCUCCGGUGUGCCUGGUGGGGGCCCCCUGCUCCCUACCACUGGCCGAGAGCUACCACCAGAAGAGGAGCUGGUGUCAUUGCAGCUGAAACGGGGCGGUGGCGUUGGGGCGGACCCUGCUGAGGCCCUGCGCCCCGCCUGCCCACCCGACUACACCCUGGCCCUGCGCCGGGCACCGGACGACGUGCCUCUCUUGGCCCCUGGGGCCCUGACCCUGCUGCCCAGUGGCCUGGGACCACCACCUCCCCCACCGCCACCCUCCCUCCAUCCCUUUGGGCCCUUUCCCCCACCUCCCCCCACUGCUACCAGCCACAACAACACUCUACCCCACCCCCACUCCACUACCCGGGUAUAGGGGAUGGCUUGGGAGGGCCCUCCUCCCCAACCCUCCCACCGGCAGGAGUGCCACUCGGAAGACAGGGAGGAGGACUUUGCAACAGGCUUUUCUCGCCACACAUCGAGGAACAUUAGACGGACUUAGGUCCCCUCACUGGGAUGUGUGUUUUCCCGUGCAUAGAGACCCAUUUUCUUCUCUGGACCUGGGCCUUCGAACAACUGGGGGGUGUUUUGUCCCCUCCACUGGGACACCAGUCUUCAGUGUGUGGAAGUGUGGAAGGAUUUUCCCAUGUGGAGGUGUGCUUUCUACAAGGGGGUGUGUUUUCCCAUGUGCAGGGUAAGGUUUUUUUUGCCGCCCUGGACACAUGUUGGCCCCCUCAAAGAAUUUCUGCGGGGAUUUGUACCCCAGAAUCAUAUUCCCUCAUGCCUUCUCCCACCUCCUCCUGCCUCCUCUCUCUCCUCUGUCCACCCCGUGGAGGCCCUGGAAGUGGUGUGUUCAUGUACAGUGACCCUUGGCCACCAGGUAACAGGGUGGUUCUUGGGAAGUAGUGAGAAACCAGUGUCCCCUCCCUGCCGCCCAUCCCUCUGCCGUGCCCCCGCCCUCAGCCCUGGAGAAGCAUGUAUUUCCCCCUUGGCACAAGUCAGGUGGAGCACGGUCUCCCAGGUAGGCCUCGCCUUCCAUAGAUGACAGACAGAGAAUCCCUGCCAGGGGGACGGGAGAUCGUGCAUCCCUGUACCACCUGGGAACUUGUUUUCCCAGAAGUCCAGGACACACUUCUCUGAGUGCAAACAUGUUCUUGCAUGUGGAUGUAUGUUUUCCCAUGCAGAUGGUCCCUUUCUCUCCAGUACUUCCUCGCAUCCCCCAGGCCUCAGGCCCAGCACCAAAUUCCUCACACAGCAGGUAGGAAGAGUCUUCAAGCUCUUAGAAGCUGAGGGGGAUGUACAAACCCUGAGGGCAGAGCUCUGCCCCUCCCUUCCCCAGAGAUGCCAAGUUCAGGGUCAGGGGUGUGUGACCUGCCAUCCGUAGAGGCCAUGCAUGUUUGACCAAAGUCCUCAUUGAGGUCUAAGGACAGCCUUUCCCUCAGUCCUCAGACCAUUACUCAUCUGUGCCAAACUGGGUGGGUGGGUUUGCCAAGGAUUCCCCAGUCCUGGGCCACAGCAGGUAAACGUGGGAGCAGGUGGGAUACAGGAGAGGGGGAGGUGGCAGGUACAGGGGUUCUACCUGUGUCUCUUAUCCCCACCAUGUCUCAUCCCUUCCUCUGUGCCUCAGUUUCCCUUUUCCACAUGUCUCUCCCUCUUUGAAGCCAUCUCUGUGUCUCAGUGUCAGACCAGCUUCUCCCCUCAGCAGCUUGUCUCUGUCUCUGCCUCUGCCUAUCUCUUUGCCCCCCAAAGAAGGGGGAAGCCAUUCCUCUUCUUUGACCUGCCCCUUCUUCCCUCAGCUGCCAAGGCUGAGGAAAACGAGGGGUGGAGGGUGGUGGGGUGGAGAACAAGGGAGAAAGGCUUCAUGGUUGGGAAGAGAAUGAGGUCAGCUGUGCUGAGAAGCAGAUGGAGGGGGCAAUGGGUGGCAGGACAUGGGCAGACACCAGCAGGAAAAAUUUGAAAGGACAUGUGUAAGGUGACUGCCCAGAGGGGACCUGAGCCUAGAGGAAACAGAACCUCGUCAGGGACACCAGUGGAGGAGAGAAUCCUUGUCUGCUGGCAUUUUGUGGGUUGUUAGUGCCAAACUUGAGUAGGGGAUGGGUGCUGUCUUCCACUGACACCCAGAUCGAGAAUCCCUGGUCUUGGCUCCCUAGAACUUUGCCUCUUGACCAUCCCUUCUCACACCUUCAACCACUGAAACUUCAUUCUCCAUAUCCCACCCCCGCCCCCACGCCUUUCUCCUGCCUGGUCUAGUUCCUCUCCAAACAGCCAUGCCCUCUAAAUGCUAGGGACCUGGGCCCUGAACCCUAUAGACAGAUGUCCCACAAGUUGGGACAUGGGAGAGGGGCUGGGGGACCCCAUGAUUCAGCCACGGACUCCAAUGCCCAGCCCUCUCCCCAGAACAGUUCCCUGACAGUCCCAUGUCCCCACCCUUUGCAGCUCUGUACACAUUUUUAAACCUGGCAAAAGAUGA